AGAGUGCGUUUCCCAAAGGCUUUUGAAUUUCAAACAUGGUAUUAAAGGGACCCACCGGCGACUACGUGAAUAAAUUGAAUUGAAAUCUAGUAUUUAGUAUUUACCCAAUUCAAGGUGUGCGUCUGAAUCAUGUGAAUUGAAAGCAUGAAGAAGAAGAACAUGCAUUCAUCCUCCACAAAAUCACGCACUUACAGCUCUCUGUAUUUCAAUCCCCUCAACAACGACCUCAGGCACUGCCGAAGCUGCAGCACCACCGACCAUGUCCGCAAAGGCGACACCUUUCUCUUGGAAGACGACAAGGAAAACGGCGACAGGCCCAGAGCCUUUAGGUCUUUGUCCACUGACAGGAUCUUGAAGCCUUCCUCGCUUGAGUUCUGCAUGCAAAUGAACGACCUUGAAGCAAAGUGUUUGAACAAUAACAGCAACAUCUGGGACUACUCUGAUUCGGAGGCUGCCCCUGCUUCCUCGUGGGCCACGCUGCCCAACAAGUCCUUGAUCUGUAGACCCUUGCCUUUAGAUAUCGGAAGCUGCACAUGUUUCAUUCUCAAGGAACCAACGCCACAGGGACUCUCUGGGGGCACUUUCUUCUCUCUUUACACAAAUGAAGGUGAAGGACGCCAGAAUAGGAAACUAGCUGUGGCCCACCACAAGCGCCGAAAUGGAAGGUCUCACUUCAUUCUAGCUCAGAAUCUCAAAGGACUACUCUCCCAUUCUGAUAAUACUUUUCUUGGCACCGUAACAGCUAACCUCAUUGGCUCUAAAUACCACAUUUGGGAUCAGGGAUUUCGUCAUAAUUCCCCUGCUAAACAACCAAAUCCACCUCUUGCUGUUGUCAGGUAUAUACCUACAAUAACAACGUGUGCGGGAAGUCACAGAAGCAUGAGGGCCUAUAUACCAAAACAUCAAUCUAUGUCAUUCAAAAACACAAACCAGGUACAACAUCUAAAAGGAUUGCCUAUGAAUUGGGAGGGAAAACUUAACAAAGUCCAUCAACUAUUCUCAAAGGUUCCACUUUACAACAAGAUUUCGAAACAAUAUGAGCUUGACUUUAGAGAUAAAGGAAAGGCAGGACUUAGAAUCCAAAGAUCAGUAAAAAAUUUCCAGCUAACUUUAGAGGAAAAUGGAAAGCAGACGAUCCUGCAGCUAGGGAGGGUGGGAAAAUCAAAAUUCGUUAUGGAGUACAGGUAUCCUUUGACAGGUUACCAGGCAUUUUGCAUAUGUUUGGCUUCUAUAGAUGCAAAGCUUUGUUGCACAGUGUAGUGGGAAAUUUAUGUUACCAAACGUGGUUCAACCUCUGAACUAUGAGAUGUUACUGCCACACAAGUAGACUGUCGUUGAGUACGUUUUUCAAAGGAAAUGGAAGAUCUUCUUCUCUACUAAAGUGUUCAAAUCUCGCAACCAAUACUGUAGAAUGCUUACUUCUCUAGUCUCUGUUUUGAACUUGGCUAACCUUGUUUCUGAAAGCUUAUUUAUCUCUAUUUUAUAUAAUGUAAUGUUUCUUUUCUGGGGUA
Messenger RNA from Cajanus cajan (pigeon pea), 1511 nucleotides. It is a transcript of the gene TLP8, whose product is annotated as tubby like protein 8. The record is from RefSeq and is a predicted model, not a curated record. NCBI's taxonomy places the organism in Eukaryota, Viridiplantae, Streptophyta, Magnoliopsida, Fabales, Fabaceae.